AUGGCUACCAUUGAUGCCGUCACUGCUAGCUUUGCUGCCUCCUUGGCUCUUGCUGAGGGUGGUAAAGCCCCGGACCUUGGAAAGAUGGGUGGAGGCCUUGUGCGCAAAUCCUCCCAAUCUUUUCUUCUUGGAAAACCUCUUACUCGCAAACCUGUGGACUCUGCUGCCUUCAAAUCUCACUUCCUCCGAACAUGGAUGGUGGAAAGGGACUUUAGAGUCCAGGAAAUGGAGAAUAAUCUUUUCUUGUUCUCUUUUGAAUCAAUCCGAGACCAGAAUAAGGUUCUUAUAGGAGGAGUUUGGUGUUUUGAUCGGGCUCUGGUCUGCCUAGAGGAGUAUGACGGAGUCCUACCUAUUACUGAGGUUUCGAUGAAACAUGUCCGUAUAUGGGUUAGGGUUUCGGGCAUUCCAUCGCUGUAUGAGGAACCUGAUAAUUUUACUCUCAUUGGGAACCUUUUGGGAGGUUUUCUGGAUUAUGACAAGAAAGAAUUCCGAAAAGGAAUUAUUCGCAUAUUCUUUUUGCAUGAUAUCUCCAAACCCAUUCUCCUUGAACGCAGGAUUUUCUCGGCGAAAGGAAUUGAACUUUUGUUGAAAUUUCAAUUUGAACACCAUAAGGGUAGAUGCUCUCAAUGUGGCCUGAUUACUCAUUCUGGGGCCAAGUGUGAGGAACCUAAUGUGGUGUGGGGUGUAACAGAAUUGCACUUCGGCGGCCCCUCUACUGCUGGUGGUUCCUUCUCCUUCUCGGCCCAAGCUAGUCGUGAGUUACCUUUCUCUUCUCCUGCUUUAAUAAAGAAAAAGAAGCCGGUCAUUAGAAGAAAGGAUGGAUCGGUUUCUGGGUUAGAUUCUUCUGCUGGUACUGUGCAAAGUAUGGCAGAGGAGGAGAUAUUACAGCCAACGACGAUUAUGGAUGAGGUGGUAGUCUCGGGAUCCGCCUCCAUGGAGGGUGUUCUGAAAUACAUUCCUCCUACUGAAGAUGUGCACAUGGAACCUAAGGUUUACAAGAAGAGAAGCAGGAAUGGAGGUUGUACCCCCUCCCCGAAGAAGUUUAAAACUAUUCUGGGGGGUAAGCUUCUUACUCUUCAAGCAGAUGCUUUGGGUUUGGUGGAAACUGACAAAGAAAGUGAGCAAGGCAUCCUGAAGAAGAAGGUUGGCAGGCCUCUGGGGAGCAAGAAUAAGAAUCCUCAUCCUCAGAAGAUGGUGGGUAGGACUCCUCUACGUCUUACUUACCCUACUAUUGAAACUGGUCAAGAGAGUAGCCCUAUAGAGAAGGGCAAAGGUAAGCUCUAA
Messenger RNA from Rosa rugosa (rugosa rose), 1284 nucleotides. RefSeq lists its product as uncharacterized. The record is from RefSeq and is a predicted model, not a curated record. Lineage: Eukaryota; Viridiplantae; Streptophyta; Magnoliopsida; Rosales; Rosaceae. The coding region runs from base 1 to 1284 and encodes 427 amino acids. The transcript is spliced from 2 exons.